Messenger RNA from Papaver somniferum (opium poppy), 761 nucleotides. RefSeq lists its product as uncharacterized. NCBI's taxonomy places the organism in Eukaryota, Viridiplantae, Streptophyta, Magnoliopsida, Ranunculales, Papaveraceae. The coding region runs from base 167 to 598 and encodes 143 amino acids. The record is from RefSeq and is a predicted model, not a curated record. The transcript is spliced from 2 exons.
UGAACAUGAAGAAGAGGGGUCGAUGCUGAUUUAGGAUUUAUGAAGUUGAAUAGUUCUGAGAUUCGAGUUUUAAAUGAAAUCACUAGAGAAUUGGGAUUUUAUUUGGUAGAGUUUCAUGCUUAAGAACCAGCUAAGAAAGUACAAGUCUAGGGCUUGGUGUUGAUGAAUGUUUUGGCUGAAUUUGUUGAUACUUGUUGAUGAAAUUGGCUUAACAAGGAUUAUGAAUGAACAAAUUCUUUUUGAGUGGCGUAUCAGAGAGUCGGAGUUUGCUAAGCGGGCUGAGACCUGGUUCGCUGGAAGUCAAGAUUUUCUGUUCCGUCACACAAAUCAACAUAGAAGACUUAAGACUUUUGAAGAAGGCGAAUUGGUUAUGAUUCAUCUUAGAAAAGAAAGAUUUCCUACUAGUACUUAUAACAAGACCAAGAUGAAGAAAUAUGGACCAUUCAAGAUUUUGAAGAAAAUGAGUGACAACGCAUAUGUUGUUGAUGUUCCAUCAAAUUGGAACAUCUCUAAUAUCUUUAAUUUUCAAGAAAUAUUUAUAUUUCAUGGAGAGAAUGAAGUUCUUUCUAAUCAUCAACUCGAAGACGAGUUUCUUUAAAGAAGGGGGACUGAUGUAGUACAUCCUUUGUCCAAGACAACAUCAACUAUGACUAGUUGAUCCCUUUACGACUGAAGCAACUUUGACAAGUUGUUCUCGUUCUUCCGAAGCAACUUUGACAAGUUGAUUCCAUUCCGCAAUCAACUUUGUUUAGUUUACUUGC